Molecule: messenger RNA, 1295 nt
Organism: Mizuhopecten yessoensis (Yesso scallop)
Lineage: Eukaryota; Metazoa; Mollusca; Bivalvia; Pectinida; Pectinidae
Product: S-crystallin SL11-like
Exons: 5
Coding region: 18-662 (214 amino acids)
Biological process (GO): glutathione metabolic process
Molecular function (GO): glutathione transferase activity
Source: RefSeq, a predicted model, not a curated record
GUCCUAUAGCUUUUCCUAUGCUGAGAGGAAACAUGCCGGAAUAUCGUGUGAUCUAUUUUGAUGCCCGCGGAAGGGCAGAACCCAUCAGGUUAUCACUUGCUGCUGCUGGACAGGUGUUUGAGGAUAAAAGAGUCCAAAGCGAGGAAUGGGAAAAAAUGAAGUCAGAAAUGCCGCAAGGUGCAGUGCCUAUAUUGUCUGUAGACGGACAUAUGAUUGCACAAAGCACUGCCAUCUUACGAUAUAUUGCCAGAGAAUAUGAUAUGUAUGGUGAAGGUACCAAGAACAUGACAAUGGUGGAUACAAUCAUAUCUACAUAUGAAGACUUUUUUACCGAAAUGAUUAAACCUUACAUGGAGCAGGACGAGGAUAAGAAGAAAGAACUUAGAAAGGCGUUUGGGGAGAAGGUUGUUCCUAAAUUUGUGAAAAUUAUGAGCAAAACAUUGAGCGACAACAAAGAGAACAGCGGCUGGUUAGUCGGAUCCAAGCUGACGGUGGCCGACAUUGUAGUAUUCUGCAUGUUUGCUGACGCUGAGAGUCUGUUUGACAAAACCGCAGCUGAGGCCUUCCUUGAGGAUGCCAAACUGAUAGCUCACAGUGAAAAAGUUGCUGCUAAUUCUGCCAUCAAAGCUUGGAUCGCCAAACGGCCCAACAACGCGUUUUAGUCCAGGGUUGUACUCCACACAGGGAUAUUUAUGCUCUUCUAUGACUUAUCAGUCUUUGUUUCUUUAUUCUUUCAUAAAUUCGUUAAAUAAUAUAUGUUUAUGUCAUUAACAACAAAUUAUAACACAUAUAUUAUCAAAUAAAAUACAUCUUCUAUUAAAAUACAUUGCUGGAAUUGCUGAUGUUUGCCAAUUAAAUACCUAUUGUUUAACAUCACCACAAAUAGGCAACUCUUGUGUCUCCCAUAUGAUCUAUCUAUGUCAAUAUGUCACACAAUAUAACGACUGUCCUUCCAUUAAAGUUUUAAUUACAUCCAAUUUACUGAAUACUUCUUUUGUCCUUUAUACUAUUUAUUAAAACAUCCGAGAUAAUGAUAUGUUAUAAAGCGAUACUCUCCUUGUGAAUACAACUUUUUCAAUAAAUAUAUUUAGAGAUAUAUAUAUAUCUGUUUGGUUUCUUCGAGGGUAAUAAUAAACGGAGUUAAUGUUCUUCAAUCCAAUCUGAGAUUUGUGUUGUUUUUCUCUAUCGAAAUGUGACUUUAGUUUGUCAUCUGCGAAGAAGCUUCGGCAAGGUCAGCACCAUAGGUCCCCUCGAUCAAACCACUAAACAGAGUUAUAAGGCAGGGUCUGCCACCG